CCCCCACCUCCCUCUCAAAUCAAAUCCACCGCCCCCCACCUUCAUUGAUUGAUUGAUUACAGCCCGUGAAUCCUUCUUUCUCCCGUCGAAUCGGAGCUUAAGCAGCAGCAGCAGCAGCGUCAGCAGCAAUGACGGCCGUGCUGAGGAGAGCCGUGGCGCAGCGCUUCGCGUCGUCGUCGUCGCCGGCGACGUUCGGGCUCCGGCGGUUCCUGCAGGAGCAGCCGGCGUUCCGCCCCGCCGUGCCGCCCGACCGCGGCUUCAUGCCCCUGGCGGCCGACCGGAUCCGGGACCUCGGGGUCGUCGGCGUCGCGUUCCCGCGGAUCAACCUCGACGGCCUCGUCCCGCCCGCGGCUCCGGCGACGGCGCCGGCCAGGCGGGAGCCGACGGACGCGGCCGCGCUGCCCGCGGCCGCGAGCCUCACGGUGGAGGAGGCGCGCAAGGUGCUGCGCGCCACGCAGAUGGAGGCGGCGCGCGCGCGGAUUCGGGCGUCCGGCGCCGGCGCCGUGCCGUACGCCGACUUCCUGCGCCUCUGCUGCGACGCCGCCGGCUCGGACGCCGGGCCCUCCGUCGCGCGCGCGCUCGACGAGUCCGGAUCCGUCAUCGUGCUCGGCAAGACCGUCUUCCUCAGGCCCGAUAUGGUCGUCAAGGCAAUCGAGAAUGCCAUUCCCGUGCGGCAAGCGCUGCCCGUCGCCGCUGCCGAGAGCAGCGACCCGGCAUGGGAGGAGGAGCUGAAGGCCAUGGAGGCGCAGAAGGCGGAGAUCGACCUCGCCGCGGCAGCACAGGUGCGCCGGGAGCUCUGGUGUGGGCUGGUGUACUUGGUGGUGCAGACGGCCGGGUUCAUGCGGCUCACCUUCUGGGAGCUGUCGUGGGACGUGAUGGAGCCCAUCUGCUUCUACGUGACGUCCAUGUACUUCAUGGCCGGCUACGCCUUCUUCCUCCGCACCAAGAAGGAGCCGUCGUUCGAGGGCUUCUUCGAGAGCCGGUUCGCGGCCAAGCAGAAGCGCGUGAUGCGCGCCAGGGGCUUCGACCUCCGCAGGUACGAGGAGCUCCGGAGAGCCGGUGGCGGCGUGCCCACGCCGGUGCCGCCGCCGCUCCAGCAGGCCCGGACCACCCCCUGCGCGAGUGCGGGGGCGCAGGAGAGCGGCCAUUGCCACUCUUACUGCCAUUGCCAUUGAUCUCGUUGGUUUCAUUCGUUCUUUUUCUUUUUCGUUUUCAUGCCCAUUUGGUGGGGAUGAUGAUUCGUGUACCCUUCUGAUGCGCGGAUGCAAAAAGCAUACUGAAUUGAGCUGAUGACGAGCCGGAUUUUAAACUUGGAAAUACCUGAGCUAAGCCAUUUCCUGUCUGGUCUAA
Sorghum bicolor (sorghum) is the source of this 1350-nucleotide messenger RNA. Its product is annotated as calcium uniporter protein 2, mitochondrial. The coding region runs from base 129 to 1175 and encodes 348 amino acids. The record is from RefSeq and is a predicted model, not a curated record. Gene Ontology annotation, molecular function: calcium channel activity; uniporter activity. Gene Ontology annotation, biological process: calcium import into the mitochondrion; mitochondrial calcium ion homeostasis. Gene Ontology annotation, cellular component: mitochondrial inner membrane; uniplex complex. NCBI's taxonomy places the organism in Eukaryota, Viridiplantae, Streptophyta, Magnoliopsida, Poales, Poaceae. The transcript is spliced from 2 exons.